CCAAUUCGCAAUCUCGUUCCUCUCGUUCCCGAUUCUCUCCUGGUGGAGAUUAAUCCAUUGACCGGGCCGGAGUGUUACAGUUCCUCACUCCCUCCCUUUCUCCCGUGCCCAGCACUGUCGUGGCAUAGUUCGGGUUUGUAUGCAUGCGAGUUCCGUGUUCUGAAGCUUGAAAUCGGAGCCAUAUUCUUUUCGCGGCAGAGGAGGAAGAAGGGGAUAUGGCAGAUAAUGGAGAAAUACCGGAAGGGACAGUGCGGAAUAUACUGGAUCAAGAAACUCUCAAGUGGGUUUUCGUCGGAGGGAAAGGCGGAGUCGGGAAGACCACUUGCAGCUCCAUCCUCUCCAUUCUUCUGGCCAGCGUCAGAUCGUCGGUUUUGAUCAUAUCCACUGAUCCGGCUCACAAUCUCAGCGAUGCUUUCCAACAGCGCUUCACCAAGUCGCCGUCUUUGGUCAAUGGCUUCACCAAUCUCUACGCUAUGGAGGUGGAUCCCACUGUUGAAAGUGAAGAGGUGGGUGGCAACGAGGAGAUGGAUACUUUGUUCUCUGAACUAGCCAACGCAAUCCCUGGUAUUGAUGAAGCCAUGAGCUUUGCGGAAAUGUUGAAGUUGGUUCAAACAAUGGAUUAUAGUGUUAUUGUGUUUGAUACCGCCCCAACUGGUCACACUCUCCGGCUACUACAAUUUCCCUCGACGUUGGAGAAAGGUCUUCAGAAAAUGAUGUCCUUAAAACAUCGAUUUGGUGGAUUGUUGACCCAGGUGACUCGUAUGUUUGGUAUUGAUGGUGACUUCGGAGAAGACGCAAUUUUGGGGCGACUCGAGGGCAUGAAAGAUGUAAUUGAACAAGUGAACAGGCAGUUCAAAGACCCAGACAUGACCACAUUCGUGUGUGUCUGCAUUCCAGAGUUCCUAUCUCUUUAUGAAACAGAGAGAUUGGUCCAGGAACUUACCAAGUUUGAAAUCGACACGCAUAACAUUAUCAUCAACCAAGUGCUUUACAAUGAAGAUGAUGUUGAAUCCAAAUUGCUAAAAGCAAGAAUGCGGAUGCAGCAGAAGUACCUUGAUCAGUUCUACAUGUUAUAUGAUGACUUCCACAUCACCAAGCUGCCAUUGUUACCAGAGGAGGUCACUGGAGUCGAAGCUCUGAAGAACUUUUCAAGCCGGUUCCUGACACCGCAUCAACCUUCAGCUGGAAAUUUAACAGUGGAAGAUAUGGAAGAAAGGGUAUCCAGUCUUAAGAAGAAAUUGGAAGAUGCAGAGUCAGAGCUAGAGAAACUGAGGAAAGGGAAGCAAAAGGCCUAGUGAGUGAACCAAGGCAACAGCCUUACUGUGUCCCUCCCACAUUUGGAUUAGAUGAUAGUCUGGAGUUUGUGCUACUUUUGAAAUUAUGAUGUGGUGGUAAAUCCAUUUCAUUGGCUCGACAUGGCCGGAAUGCCAGACGGCAGCAGUGAAGGGGAACGCUUGGACUACUGGCUUUGAGAUUAGAUUCAGUAAGCGGCAGCCAGCUGAGAAACUCCUCCAUAGAUUAUAGAGACAGAGCUGCUUGUCCUUUUUGUUUCUGGGGCAGAACAUAAUAUGUUUUCAAUUGAGUACAUGAAGCUUUUCCGGUGCUCGUUUCAGUACUUUUAGUUAUAGGUUUUGGCAGCUAUAGGUGUUAUUGGCGUGGAGCAAUUGGAUGGAUUAUGUGGGUAUACAAUAAUUAGGGUGAUUUCUGAUUUGUAUACUUUCAGUGAUAGCUAAUAAGUAGAAUCUAGAGGAAAUUAAAAU
Linum tenue is the source of this 1760-nucleotide messenger RNA. The record is from the annotation of a GenBank genome assembly. Lineage: Eukaryota; Viridiplantae; Streptophyta; Magnoliopsida; Malpighiales; Linaceae.